Camelina sativa (false flax) is the source of this 791-nucleotide messenger RNA. NCBI's taxonomy places the organism in Eukaryota, Viridiplantae, Streptophyta, Magnoliopsida, Brassicales, Brassicaceae. The record is from RefSeq and is a predicted model, not a curated record.
GUGUGGCAAAUGGCUUCUCUUUACCAUUUGGUUCACACUGCAACUCUUCUUUCUGCACCUAGCACCAAAUAUCCCAACAUUGAAUAAAACCCUUCUCCAGGUAGCUCCUCUCCGCCGCCGUUGUUGUGCAACCUCAAACGUCCCCUCCCCCCUCUUUAUUCUGUUGUGUGACCUCAAGCAUCCCUCACCUUCUUCAUUCUUUCUUCCCUCCCUUAUCCUCCACACCCUUUCAUUGUCUCCAUCGUAACGUCUUCCUCUUAAACGAUAAUUCAAGUCUUUCAAUGUUGUCUCAUUCAAUUGAAGUCCCACUACUUUUUCUUCAAUUGGUGCAAGUUGAAGUCCUAUAUAAUGUCCUCUCUUCCAAUUUCAUGCCUCUUACAAUUUCCUUUCUCUCUUAAUUUUAUAUUAACUUACAUGGAUUCCACCACCACCACCACCAUCGGAGACAUUACAUUUAACCGGAAUAGGAGAAAAUCGGCAAGUAUCGCCGCCGUCGAGACCAGACAUUAGCUCCCAGAAGUUAAAAAGACAAAAUAACAAAACUGCUAAUUACAAAGUUGGGGACGUGACAAUGCACAUGGCUCUUUUGUUGUGAUUUUAAUGUCGAUAUUAUUCCUUGAAUGAAACAGUUUGUGUGUGUGUGUACACACUAUUUAGUUCUUAACGAAAUAGUUUGAGAUAUUUUUUUUUGUUUGCUUAAUAGUUUGCAAAGCUUAUUCUUUGUAUUAGGAUUAAGAAUCCAAAACAAACAAUUUUGGUUAGAGUAAAAGGAACCAGAAGGUCAUUUUUAA